AUGACGGAACCUCUUUUAGACAGGAUUCUAACAGAGGUGUUGGAUGACAACUACUGCGAAAGUGCGGACCUCUAUAUCAGAAGCCAGUUGGUAACACCAGCCGCAGUCACGAGUCACACGACGUUCGCGCCCUGUUGUUUCACAGUGAUUGUGAACAGCAGGACAAGCGGCCAGCCAAGGGGCAUCAUUAGAGUGGAUAGCAGCUCGCCCGACGCUCGCGUGCGGCGGCCUGGGAAUAGACAUGUAGACGAGAGCGAGCGUCGUUCCGGCCUUGAAAAAUUUGGGGUCGACGCAGCCAACCCUCUGCCCGAGGAAGGGCGUGCUGCGAACCACGUCCCCACCCAAAUGCGAUCCGUAGAGUCCCCCCCUGGGCUGUCCGGGGUGAUGGAUCCCGUUGCUGCAACGCCACUGCCUGCAACUCUAUUCUCCCCCGCGACGAGACUGUCUGCAGACUUGAUGUCUGCAGGCCUUGACUUGCCUCCCGGUGGUUUAAGCUUAAGUCCGCCUCCCGGUUUAAGCCCAAGUUCGCCUCCCGGUGGUUUAAGCUUAAGUCCGCCUCCCGGUUUAAGCCCAAGUUCGCCUCCCGGGGGCGUGUCCCUGAGUGGAAUCACCACGACCGGGUGCGACUCGUCUCAAUUGACCUGCUCCACAGCCUUCUCCUCUGGUUCUUCGCGGGAUGGGAGUGAAGACCCAGACGACGGGGACGUUUUCGUGCCUGCGGCGUUCGGCAACCGCUCGUGUGCGCGCUGUGUUUCGCACGAAACACCGCAAUGGCGGUACAUCCACAAAUACCGUUUCUGUAACGCUUGCUACAUGAAGGUCAAACGCUGGUUCGACACCAACCGCCCUGGCUGCAAACUACCGGGCCGUACCCGUAACAUGGCCGACAUUGACCUAGAUUGCGACCGGAUCCUCUUCAAAGCCUUCGACGCCUAA
Molecule: messenger RNA, 936 nt
Organism: Gregarina niphandrodes
Lineage: Eukaryota; Apicomplexa; Conoidasida; Eugregarinorida; Gregarinidae
Exons: 1
Coding region: 1-936 (311 amino acids)
Source: RefSeq, a predicted model, not a curated record